AGGCGAGGCGCGGGUGGCAUCGCGGGGCGGGGAGGACGUGGCUCUCCCGCCGGCCCGCACCCGCUGCCGACGCCAGUGCGGAAUGUGCCAGCGAACGGAACGGUUGUUUCGUCGGAGCGUAGCGCCAGCGCUCCCGGUUUUCCUUUAAAAUGUGUAUAAGAAUAAGUGCAGUGAAUCCGCACGAGUUCGGAACGGUUACGAAAAACGCCGUCGUCGAGAUCAGGAGUAGAAAUCAACGAAGAACUUCAGCGAGGAAGUGGGGACGAUGAGGGAACAGGAAGGCGACGGCCCGGAGAGCCGUUAGCCGGACUCGAUGGAUGAGUAUGGCGGGCCGGCGGCGCCGCCCCGGCCGCCCAAGCCGGCGGCGCGCGUCCACAGGCCGACGGGCGCGCGCCAGCCCACCGUGUCGCUGCUGCGGCCGCGGCCCGAGGCCGAGCGAGAGCGCAACGCGUACGUGGAGGCCCCACGUCGUGCGCACGCUCCGGUGCCGCAUGCCGGCACCGCGCACCUUCCGCUCAAGCCGGUGACGACGCAGCCGGCCGCCGCGCCUGACAAGCGGCGCGCCGGCGCCCUCCCGCCUGACUCGAUAGUGUGCGACGCCUGCGGCCGGUGCCGGUGCGAGCAGUGCGCCCGCCCGCGACCGCUGCCGUCGCGGUGGCUGUGCGGCUCGUGCCUUUGCAGCGCUGAGGCGUGCGUGGACUAUGCGUCGUGCAUGUGCUGCGUGAAGGCGCUGUUCUACCACUGCGGGAGCGGGGAGGAGGAGGCGGGCGAGCCGUGCGCUUGCGGACCCAGGCUGGCGUGCGUGGGGGCCCUGGCGCUGCCGCUGCCGUGCCUGUGCCUGUACUGGCCGCUGCGCGGUUGCGCGGCGGCGGGAGCGGCGGCUUACGCGCGCUGUCGCCGCUCCGGCUGCCGGUGUCCUGAGCCCCCGCCGCGGCUCUCCAGUAUUAUCUAGUCCAGCGUGCCGCCCGCGCCCUCCGAAGCGCCGUCGAGCGGCGCAGUCGCGUUGUACAAAUAUUUAUUGGCGAGCGGAGCUUCGGACCGCGCGGGGUGGACUCAGGGUGGAUCGCCGUGCCCGGUCCGAGUGCCGAGUGGUGUGUGGUGGCGCGGGGCCGACAUAGGACGAGUGCCCCGCGUUCACUGAGUGAAUCUUCUACGUGUACCUUGUAAAUAUAGUCGUAUAGUGUGAAUGUACGUGAACGUGUCGCCCGAACGUCGAAAGUCUCAAAUUUUCUUGAGACAGAUAACGUGUCAUAAGAAAACGUUAACGUUAGUAUUUUGGAUUCCUCACAAAUCCAGAGAAGAUUAAGAAAUGAGAUAUAAAACAUACUUAUUAAGAUGUAGAUAAUUUACCAUUUAUUUAUUAACUGAAUUUGUAUUUAUUUGUAAAUAAAACGACAAUUAUUAUUAUAAAUACGAAUGUUUACUACAUUAUGCUUGUUUUUCUGUUUUCCAC
Molecule: messenger RNA, 1453 nt
Organism: Diatraea saccharalis (sugarcane borer)
Lineage: Eukaryota; Metazoa; Arthropoda; Insecta; Lepidoptera; Crambidae
Source: the annotation of a GenBank genome assembly